Molecule: messenger RNA, 1299 nt
Organism: Patella vulgata (common limpet)
Lineage: Eukaryota; Metazoa; Mollusca; Gastropoda; Patellidae
Product: ras-interacting protein RIP3
Exons: 3
Coding region: 133-1041 (302 amino acids)
Source: RefSeq, a predicted model, not a curated record
CAUCGACCUUCAGUCAUAAAAUUAUAAAGACUCGCCCAUAAAAUCUUCUAAAACAUUAAAUUUGUAUUUUAACUGAACGGAGAACAAGGGACUUGAGAUUCUUUUCGAUAAGAUUAACAAGAAGCAAACAAAAUGGAAUCUGGCACAUUGUUAGUUGCCAUAUAUUUUGCUGCAUGUCUGUCCGGCGCAUACCCACAGCGAUUGUCUCCAAAAGAUGCUGCCAAUUUACUGGCACGUAUUCAGAACUCUCAAAACUUCCAAACAACAGCGGUUGCUGCACCUCAAACGUUCAACCCGACCCCCAAUACCCAAGCAAACGUUCCAGGAUCUCAAACCCAACCAUCAUCGAUAGACCAGCUAAUUAAGACUGCCCAGCCUGCAUCAUUUAAUCAGUUAAUGGAACAAAUUCAGAAAACAACACCAAAUACACAAUCAUCACCACAACAGCAAGCUUCCAAUUCUCCUAGUAAUUUUUUGCCUUUUGCAGCUACUGGUAUGAUCGAUGGUCCCAUGGCCAACAUAGCUGCUGCCAGUGCUCUUUCUAACCGCCCAGGACCUCUAGGAACCAUGAUGGCUACAAAUGUGUUAGACGUGGGCGAUACUGGACGGGGGUUAAUGUUAAUGAAUUCUCUGCGAAAUCAACCACAAGGUAGAGCUGGUUCACAGCCAGGUAAUAAUGCCAUGGGUAAUUAUUUGACUGCUAGAGCCUUUGACAUGGGUGAUACUGCCUCCAGUUUGAUGCUGUUAGGAGGAAUGGGCAAUAGUCAACAACAACAGCAACAACAACAGCAACAGCAACAACCUUUCAACAUGUUCGGAGGGGGUCCCAUGGGUAAUUAUAUGGCCGCCAGGGCCUUUGAUUUUGGUGACUUCAUGACCAACAUGAUGCUCUUUAACGGAAUGGGACAGCAGCAACAACAACCGCAACAGAGACAACAACAACAGAUGCAGACACAACAAGCACCACGACAACAACAGCAACAACAGCGACAAGGACAGUCAAAUUUUGAUCCCAUGUUAGCAAUGUUGUGGGCUAUGUAAAUUAUGCAUGUAUUUGUUACUGAACACUUCUCUAGAAAUGUAACCACAAUGUCUAAUCUAACAUUAAGAUAUAUAUAAUUUAGGCAGAUGUGGUGGGAAUAUCAGUUAGCUAAUAGAUCGUAUUGACUUGAGACGUUCCAGUGAUAAGAACUGUGUAUUCAGUUACGUAUUAUUUCUAGUUCUUGUAAAAUAUAUUUUAUGUAUAUAUUAAUUAUAGCUAUUUAGAGAUUGGAAUAUUAAAACAUAUAUAUUCGGGAA